This is a messenger RNA of Sclerotinia sclerotiorum 1980 UF-70, 249 nucleotides long. RefSeq lists its product as hypothetical. The transcript has a single exon. The record is from RefSeq and is a predicted model, not a curated record. Lineage: Eukaryota; Fungi; Ascomycota; Leotiomycetes; Helotiales; Sclerotiniaceae. Bases 1 to 249 code for a protein of 82 amino acids.
AUGCCUGUACCCAAGGAUCGUCUUGAUCGCGAGUAUUUUGAACCAUUGAGAGUUUUGCAAAAGAAUGAUACAGAGUUGUAUUUGGGACUUUUGCAUCAAGAUGACCUAGACGGAACGAAAAUCAGAAUUAGAAGGGCGAGUGAAUUUGUGGAAGACUUUGGUAUUGCGACAGAGUGUGGUCUAGGUCGUGCGGAUGCGGCAGAAUUGGAGAGUAUUUUGGAGAUUGCAAAGGAGAUUACAGAAGAAUAA